AGGACACGGCUAUGGCCUUGCAGCGGCUUGUGGAGCUGACAGCGAGCAGGGUGACAUCAGUGAGAAGCCUGCGGGUCCAGUACCGCCUCAUCCGAAAGUUGGGUUCCGGUUCCUAUGGCCGCGUGCUCCUAGCCCAGCCUCGCCAAGGUGGUCAAAUGGUGGCCCUUAAGCUCCUCCGACGGGACUCAGUCCUGAGGACAACUUUCCUGAGAGAAUUCUGCGUGGGCCGCUGUGUCUCUUCACAUCCAGGCCUGCUGCAGACCCUGGGAAGGCCCCUGCAGACACCCCGACAUUUUGCCUUUGCCCAGGAAUAUGCACCCUGUGGGGAUCUCAGUGGAAUGCUCCAGGAGAAGGGCCUCCCGGAGCUGAUGGUGAAGCGGGUAGCAGCCCAGCUGGCCGGAGCCCUGGACUUCCUCCACGGCCGGGGGCUGGUGCAUGCAGACGUCAAGCCGGACAAUGUGCUGGUGUUCGAUCCUGAGUGCAACAGAGUAGCCCUGGGUGACUUGGGUUUGACCCGCCCCGAGGGCAGCCCAGCCCCUGCUCCCCCGGUGCCUCUGCCCACCGCACCCCCUGAACUCUGCCUCCUGCUGCCGCCGAACACGCUGCCCCUGCGGCCAGCUGUGGACUCCUGGGCCCUGGGCGUGCUUCUCUUCUGCGCUGCCACGGCCUGCUUCCCUUGGGAUGUAGCCCUGGCUCCGGAUCCUGAGUUCGAGGCCUUUGCCGGUUGGAUGACCACUAAGCCCCAGCCACCUCGGCCACCAGCACCCUGGGACCAGUUUGCACCCCCAGCUCUGACCUUGCUCCAGGGACUUCUGGACCUGGAUCCUGAGACUAGGAGCCCUCCGCUGGCUGUCCUAGGUGUUUUAGGGGAUGACUGGGGGCUGCAGGGGGCUGGAGAGGGAUCUGGAAGCUUAGCGGUUGUAUCCUAUAAAGAUGGGGAGGAAGAGGAGGAGGGGGGAUCGAGUUUGGAGGAGUGGACAGAUGAGGAGGAAGACGGAAUCAAAGAUGGUGGGAGGCUGAGGGCAGAUAAUAGAGCUUCCUGACCAGGUGACUGAGACAGGUGGUCAGCACCUGGGCCAGAGUCACCUGUCAGAGGCCACCUGGGAAAGGCAACAGCUGUUACUGAGAGAAGACAGAGCACAAUGCACUUCACUUUUCCCCCAAUGAAGGCUGGCCUUGGA
This is a messenger RNA of Acomys russatus (golden spiny mouse), 1181 nucleotides long. RefSeq names its product SH3 domain binding kinase family member 3 (gene Sbk3). Gene Ontology annotation, molecular function: ATP binding; protein serine/threonine kinase activity. Lineage: Eukaryota; Metazoa; Chordata; Mammalia; Rodentia; Muridae. Bases 12 to 1043 code for a protein of 343 amino acids. The transcript has 3 exons. Gene Ontology annotation, biological process: protein phosphorylation. The record is from RefSeq and is a predicted model, not a curated record.